UUGGCCUUGGCUGGCCCAGGGGUGCAGGGGAACUGGCAGCAUCGAGGGACCACGCGGAUGUGCUCUGAUGAGAGUGCCUUCCAACCGGCCCGGUUCCUACUGCUGGUGGGUGUCCCGGUGGCGAGUGCCCUCCUUCUGGUCCAGUGCCUUCGAUGGCACUGUCCUCGCUGGCUGCUGGGGACCUGCUGGAAGCUGGAUAGCCAAGAGGAUCCAAUGGCCCAUCCCACUCCCUUACCGGAAAAUGAGUCCUCAAGGCAGUGUGCCCCGGCCACACUGCCAGAGAUGGCCGCCUUCUACCAGGAACUGCACACACCCACUCAAGGCCAGACCAUCAUCCGUCAGCUGAUGCACAAGUUGUUGGUGUUCUCAGCUCGAGAGGUGGAUCACCGUGGUGGCUGCCUGAUGCUCCAGGAUAUGGGCAUCUCUCUGCUCAUCCCACCAGGAGCUGUGGCUGUGGGCCGCCAGGAGAGGGUGUCCCUGAUCCUGCUGUGGGACUUGCUGGACGCCCCAUCACUGUCCCGAGCCCAGGGGCUGGUGAGCCCUGUGGUGGCGUGUGGCCCCCAUGGGGCCUCCUUCCUGAAGCCCUGCACCCUCACAUUUAAGCACUGUGCCCAGGAGCCCAGCCAUGCUCGUACCUACAGCAGCAACACAACCCUGCUUGAUACCAAGGCCUGGAGGCCCCUGGGGCGGCCUGGGGCCCACACCUCCAGGGACGAGUGUUGUAUCCAGCUCUCCCACUUCAGUCUCUACACCUGUGUGCUGGAGGCGCCUGUGGGCCGGGACGCCCACAAAUGGCUGCAGCUGGCUGUCUUCUGCUCACCGCUGGCGCCAGGGCAGUCCCACCUGCAGCUGCGCAUCUACUUUCUCAACAACACACCCUGUGCCCUGCAGUGGGCCGUGACCAAUGAGCAGCCCCACGGGGGGCGCCUGCGUGGGCCCUGCCAGCUCUUCGACUUCACAGGGGCCCGCGGGGACCAGUGCCUGAAGCUCAAGUACAUCUCUGAGGGUUGGGAGAAUGUGGAUGAGAGCAGUUGCCAGCUGGUUCCCCAUCUCCACAUCUGGCAUGGAAAGUGCCCCUUCCGUUCCUUCUGCUUCCGGAGAAAAGCAGCCAAUGAGAAUGAUGACUGCUCCACACUUACCAGUGAGAUCAUUGUCACCAUGCACACUUUCCAGGAUGGCUUGGAGACCAAGUACAUGGAAAUCCUCAGAUUCCAGGCAUCAGAGGAAGAGUCCUGGGUGGCUCCACCCCCUGUCUCUCAACCACCCCCGUGCAACAGGCUGCCCCCAGAACUCUUUGAGCAACUGCAGAUGUUGUUGGAACCGAACAGCAUCAUGGGCAAUGACUGGCGUCGGCUGGCCUCCCACCUGGGGCUCUGCGGCAUGAAAAUUCGAUUCCUGUCCUGCCAGCGCAGCCCGGCCGCAGCCAUCCUGGAGCUAUUCGAGGAGCAGAACGGCAGCCUGCAGGAGCUGCACUACCUCAUGACUGUCAUGGAGCGGCUGGACUGCGCCUCGGCCAUCCAGAACUACCUGAGCGGGACGCACAGCGGUAGCCCGGCGCCGGUCCGCGGGGGCGCCCAGGAGAACCAGGGCCUGGAGCUGGACGAGAAGCUCUGAGCACCCCCAGGCGGCGGGGCGGGCCGCCGUCCGCAGCACUCUGGGUCCCGGGGGUCCCCUGACAUUGAGGAAGAAUGCAGCUGGUGCUCCUGGUCCUGCCCUUCCAUCUCAUCAGAACCCUGCGACAGUGCCUGAGGCCACCGUGAACCCCGGGCGCGUUCAUAGCCCGCCUCCUCUACAAUUGCGACCCGCUUGGUCCUGCGAACAGGUCCCGUCCUGGCCGGCAGGGGGCGCAGGAGCCCAGCGGAUGGUCAGGCCUGGCUGGCCUCCGGGAAACUCCUUGACCAGUGGGCUGGGAGACUGCCCUGUUGGCAUUCCUUGCGGACUGGCCAGUCCCCUGGGAUUCACUGAGCGCUUCGUGACACCCAGCAUCGGAGUGGGUAUCACGGGGAAUCCUGGGAUAGAGGAGAUGGGGCUUGGAGCUUGACAAACCUGCAGUGCUCUUUUGGGAGUCAAGAAGCACCCACGGGCUGAGGGCCAAUGCCAAAACGGCAGUGCCCUGUGGUUAGGACAUGUGGGCGUGGGAUGAACAGACGUGUUUUAGGAGCUGAGAGGGGAGGCAGCAUAGUGUGGGCUGGAGCAGUGAGAAGGCUUCAUGGAGGAUGUUGGAGAGAGGGUAGGGACAGUAAGGAGUGGUUCAGCCAUCUUUGGGUGGGGCCAGAAGGGGAUGGUAACACUUCUGGCUUCUAACAGUAGAAGCCAGAAGUGAGCAUGGGUGCUGAGGUGUUAAGGAGCUGCCUAGUGGUUGUGAUGGGAGGGGAGGACCAGGGUUCAAGGUCAGCCAUGCCUGGCUAUC
This is a messenger RNA of Enhydra lutris kenyoni (northern sea otter), 2410 nucleotides long. Its product is annotated as unc-5 family C-terminal like. Gene Ontology annotation, cellular component: membrane. The transcript has 8 exons. NCBI's taxonomy places the organism in Eukaryota, Metazoa, Chordata, Mammalia, Carnivora, Mustelidae. Gene Ontology annotation, molecular function: netrin receptor activity; protein binding. Bases 58 to 1614 code for a protein of 518 amino acids. The record is from RefSeq and is a predicted model, not a curated record. Gene Ontology annotation, biological process: positive regulation of canonical NF-kappaB signal transduction; netrin-activated signaling pathway; positive regulation of JNK cascade.